Messenger RNA from Symbiodinium natans, 1002 nucleotides. NCBI's taxonomy places the organism in Eukaryota, Dinophyceae, Suessiales, Symbiodiniaceae. The record is from the annotation of a GenBank genome assembly.
AUGGAGCAAAUGGCGCCAGAGUCGGUGGCAGUGGUCUUGUCCUUGAGCUGCUUGAGUGGAGUCAUCGGUGUCAUUGCGGGCUUCGGCCCUGGGAUCGUCUUCACUACAGGUAUGUUGCUGUGCGGAGCCUUGGGACUCGACAUGGGGCCUUUGGACCAGCUUGCCGCGAUGUUUGUGUUCUUUGACCUCGCCACGGUCUUUCCUGCCUGGACAUUGAGAGCGAGUCUUGACUGGCGCUUCUUGCUGGCAGUGUGGAUUCCGUGGACGGUCUUCGAGCUGCUGGGGACCGCUGUCUUGGUCUGGAACACGACGUCGCCCUGGUUCAAGCGCUCCUUCGGCUUGUUCCUUCUUACAAUCCUUGUCCUUGAGCUCAACAUACAGCGACUGAGGUGCGGGAGGCCGCAGUCGCAGGAGCCCACAGGCUUUGACGUGCGAAGAGGACGAUGCCUCGCUGCUGCCGUCUUGCUGGGCACCUUUGGUGGUCUGAUGAAAGGCAUGUACAACGUCCCCCUGCCGGCGAUCAUCGUCUUUGUGCUCUUCUCCGGCAUAGACAAAGACAUGUGGCGUGCGAACUUCGUCUGCCUGGUAUGUCUCUCGGCACCGAUGAAGGCGAUCUUCCUCUUUGUCGUGGAAGAGAAGUUCGUCGAAGCCAGGGUCGGCUCGUAUGCAGCUGCAGCUGCUGGGGUGCUCAUCGCGACGCCCAUUGCAAACUACUUGGCAAAGUUUGUGGACCCACAAGUGUUUAAGGAUCUGGUUCGCGCGUUGACUUUGAUAGGAGCCGCCUCGAUGCUGGCAGUAGGCACGCCCUUUGCUGCCUGGGUAACACUGGCAGUUGCCGGCUGUGCCGUGGCGAUGAUCCUCCUGAAGCGGUGGCUUGCCGCACGGGCGUCCGGUGCCAAGGAUGCGCAGGGCCCAUGCGAAGAGCCGGAGGCUCCGAAGCCGUGCAACUCAGAGUCUCCAGGGGAGUACCCAGAGGAGUCUCCAGCUAAGGCCGCGGUCUAA